Molecule: messenger RNA, 1991 nt
Organism: Klebsormidium nitens
Lineage: Eukaryota; Viridiplantae; Streptophyta; Klebsormidiophyceae; Klebsormidiales; Klebsormidiaceae
Source: the annotation of a GenBank genome assembly
GUCAGCUAUGAAUCUUGGCAUUGGACGAUGAUAGACGCUCUGUUCUGCAUUCAACGUUGAGGAAUUGCAAGCCUGCAGCACCGAGAGUGCGGUGAUCAAGAAGCUGAUGGGGGAUGUGCGCACCCUCGAGGAAGCGGACGAGGUGUGGAGUUGGGGCGCGGGGACAAGCGGGCAGCUAGGGAACGGAAAGUUGGAUGAUGAGCUGCUUCCAAAACGUGCACAACAACUAGAUGAGGAGCAAUUGAAGCAGAUUGCGUGUGGUGGCAGCCAUGCGGUGGGGGUCACUGAUGAUGGUAGGGUUUUCACAUGGGGCUCAAACCCAGCAGAGGGGCCCAACACCUUCAUCCCCGCAGCCCUUCCGCAACCUCUAGAAGCCCUCUCCGGUAUCAAGAUUGUCAAGGUUGCAGCAGGAUGGGCUCACACUGCUUUGAUAACAGAUGAUGGCAAGGUGCUAACAUAUGGCGAAGGCCAGUACGGCCAACUAGGCUUGGGAACAAGAAGCUCCGUUGUGGCGCCUUCUGUGGUCGAGGCAUUGGCGAGUGUUCGAGCGGUGGAUGUCGCCUGUGGCCUGAGGCACACGCUAGUACUCGUUGAAGAUGCAAGCGGGACCUCCUGCGUCCGCGCAUUUGGAGCUGGGAAGCGCGGCCAGCUCGGCGUUUCCUCCCCCACUCUAGUUGCAACGAGGCCGGUAACGGUCGACGGCCUCAACGGGGUGCAAGUGCGUGCGGUAUCGGCGGCAGGAGACCACAGCGCUGCACUGACGGUGAACGGCGACCUCAUGGCGUGGGGUCGCGGCUACCUGGACGCCCCAGACAUGCACGUGCCCAUCCGCAUUGGACGAGGCAAGAAGUGGAGCCACAUGGCACUCGGGUGGAGCCAUGGCCUCGCUUUGGCAGACGAGGGUGGCCUCUGGGCUUGGGGAAGCAACCGGUAUGGUCAACUGGGCACCGGAGCUUCUGCCCCGGGAACUCUCCCCAGUCCGAGCGCCCAGCUAGGAGUGCCCGGGGAUCCAUCCCCCGGGCUUAACAAUAACCACAAAGUUGAGCGGGAGGUGAAAGGCGCGGAGUUGAAACAGAUUCCGUUCUUCGUUGGGCGGAAAGUGACCGGAAUCGCCGCUGGUGCGGAGCACUCGGCAGCGGUGACUGAUUCCGGGGAGGUAUUCACAUGGGGCUGGGCCGAGCACGGACAGUUGGGCUUGGGAGAUACACAAGACCGAGACACGCCCCAGCUUCUGGCGGUGGGAUUAAGCCCCAGCCAGACCAGGACGAGCGCCCAAGUGUACUGUGGGAGCGGAUUCACAUUUGUGGUGCUUCGACACAGGCAGGAAAGCGAAGAGGCCGCUGACGUCGCAGUCAGGACCGGCUGACGUGGUUGACGGAGUUCCCGGAUGAUGCUGAAGAGCUGGAAAUGAAAGGAUCUGAGCCCUUCAUGAGCCAUCGGACGGUUCAGGACUUGUGGAUCGGCAUCGUUGGUCUUGGUCGAAGCGGCGAGAUCUGGUAAAAAGGGCGACAAGGUGCGGCCUGAGCUGUGAGGAACUUUGCUGAUCCCGGCGACGAAAACAGCGAGGCUUGCACAACCACAUCCUUCUCGUAGGGCGAAAUCUGCGGUCUUGAUUUUUGAUGUAAAGCAAAUGCAAGGAAGAGCGACAACGCAAAAGGAAGCAAGGGAAAGCAAGUGUUGAAGUUUUCGUUAGAGGUUCCAAGGUUUUGAAGUAGGACCGGGUUUUAAGAGACAUAUAUUUAGGGCCUUGUACAUAAUAACCCGAAGGUCCACGCUUGCUGAGAGCCUGCGCUUCUGGAGAUGGUCCAAAAAUACUCCGUUGGAUACCCCCACUGAGCUACAACACGGACUUCAGCUGAGGUUGGACGGCCGACUCGCAUAAACCUGCGCUUGAAGGUGGCUGUGAAGUACGAUGUGUUAGUUGUGUGCCAUGUCAAUGCAUGAGUCAUGCAAUAUCGCCUCCCUCAUGUGCAACUUGCUGAAUCAAUCAC